Messenger RNA from Ectocarpus sp. CCAP 1310/34, 1515 nucleotides. NCBI's taxonomy places the organism in Eukaryota, Phaeophyceae, Ectocarpales, Ectocarpaceae. The record is from the annotation of a GenBank genome assembly.
UUAUCAGAUAAUAAUGAACGCUGCCUACUGCUGUCUAUCUUGCGUUGCUUCCUCUCCAAGCCCGCCUCCUCCUUUCUCAGGGCACACCCACCCGGUCCCGCGAGCACAUCCGGCUGUGUGUUGACUUGUCUUCUUCGGAGCCAAGCGGCAAGGACCUCAUUCACACGAAAAGAUUGAAACCAUAUGGCUCUCGUGGCGAAGGGCUACCGAGUGGUCCCACAGGCCCUGGCGGGUGCAGGGGCCGGGGCCAGCCGUGGCUUCAGGCACUUGCACCUCAAGGAGCACAAGGGGCUCUUCAAGGCGGCCGUGUCUGCAGCAGGCGGGGAGGGUGGCCGAGAGACCACUGCUGCCUUCGCCAGGGGGACAACUCUAUUCGUGGGGAACGUCGACGACCAAGGGGGACGUCUCUGCCGCAAGACGAUCGAGGCAAGGUUGCGACGAGCCCUCUUCUCUUGCGGAAAGAUCCUUCACGUGCAAGUGUCAGCGGCGUCGGCGGCCACGGACGGCGGGGUCGGUGACGCGAGGGGAGCAAAGGUAACGGGAAGGAAAACCAACGGUGCUGCGAGAUUCGCCCACGUGUGCUUCUCCUCGACGAAGGGGGUCCAGCGAGCCCUCGCUCUCGACCAACUGCCCUCGGGCGCGUCGUCUGCGUCUGCUGCAAGCGGUGGUGAAGAGGGGGCUGACACCAAAGCUUCAUCGAGAGAUGACGAGGAAGAGGACCCCGAGGAAGAGCUACGAGAUGAGAAUGGUGACCAAACGUGCGGCUACGCGGCGCUAAUCCAGCGGCAUCGCCGGAAGUUUCCACCGCGACAAGCGCUGCAGGAAGAGGUAGACGCUACCAUGCUCCGGUUCGAGGAGGAAGAGUCGGCGGAGAUCGCGCAGCGGAAAGCUAUGCUUGAGAACCCGGUAGACGACGACGGUUUCGUGACGGUUACGUACAAGAGAAAGAGAGGCAGAAAUAGCGGCGGCGGCGGCAGCGGAAACCCUCCGGAUGGCGUUGUCGCCGGAGGGGCCAAGAAGAAGCGCAAGGGGGCCGGUGAACUCUCGGACUUCUACAGAUUUCAGAUGCGGGAGACGCGACGUGAACAGUUGGCCACCCUACGGUCCAAGUUCGAGCAGGACAAGGCGCGGGUGGCUAAGAUGAAGCAGCAGCGCAAGUUUCGCCCAUUCUGAAGCGCCCUCGAUUCCCCUUCUUUUCGUCACCGAGAUACAUUCUACGGUGCCCCCCAAGGGGGCACACCUGAGAGAAUCCAAGACGACGCAGCCCCAAACUGGAGUAAGGACCCGAUCUGAAGGGGGGGGUCGUGCUCAUGCUUUGCAUUUCCUAGCUGUGAGUCCAUUGACCACGCGUGCCCGACACGAAGGAAUCUGGAGAGGGGGAAUACUAUUUACGUCCCAUCGCUUCGAUAAAACACAGGGAAGUUGCGUUUGCCGCCCCCAGACUGCAGUAGAGGGGAGGGCACUGGGCGACGCGGGGGGGGGACGUUCUCUUUUAUGUUUUGCAUGCCUUAGCGG